AAUUCCAAAAUUUCCAGUUUCCCUCUCUCUCUCUUUCGGUUCUCCGAUCACUGUAGCAUUCGCUUCUUCGUCUUCAUCCAUGGAGAAGCUGAGAAAUUCAGUGAUCGAGAUCGCCUACAACAGGGACCACGCUAAGCUCUCUUCUCUGCAACGCUCUCUCAUCCCCUUCCUCUACUCGGCGUCUUCUCUCUACAAGCUCGGUCUGUGCCUCCGCCGUCAUCUCUUCCUCUACGCCAUAUUUCGCAAGCAUCGGUUGCCAGUGCCGGUUAUUAGUGUUGGGAAUUUGACUUGGGGAGGCAAUGGGAAAACACCAAUGGUCGAGUUCAUUGCCUUAUGGCUUGCUGGCUCUGGGAUUUCACCUCUAAUUCUUAAUAGGGGAUAUGCUGGUGGGGAUGAAGCUAAAAUGCUUAGGAGGCAUCUUGCUGGGAGUCCUGUUAAAGUAGGUAUUGGAGCAGAUAGGAGAGCCACUGCUGCUUGGUAUUUUAACAAAUAUGGUUAUGUUGGAUCUCAAAGUAGUAUAUCAGCUGAUAAUCAUCGUUCAGAACAAGUGCGAAAUCAGCUUACUAAAUCAGAAAAAAUUGGUGCUGUUAUUCUUGAUGAUGGAAUGCAGCACUGGAGUUUGCACCAUGACUUGGAGGUCGUUAUGUUCAACGGGAUAACACUGUGGGGAAAUGGCCAAUUAUUACCCCUUGGACCUUUAAGAGAACCAUUGGCUGCAAUCAAAAGGGCAGAUGUUGCCAUAAUUCAUCAUGCUAAUCUGGUUUCAGCACAAAAUAUUGAAGAUAUUAUGGUAACAUUGCGGCAAAUUAAGGAUUCACUUACCAUUGUGUUUACUGAAAUGGCUCCCUCAUUUUUCUUUGAAGUUACAAAUAUAAACUACCGAAUAUCUUUGGGAGCAUUGUCUGACAGUGUGGUAUUAUGUGUUUCUGCCAUUGGCUCUGCCGAUGCUUUUGUUCAGACAAUGCAAAAGAUAGGAACAUAUCAUGUUGAUCGACUCGACUUCAGUGACCAUCACACAUACCAAGAUAGGGAUAUUGCACUGAUCAAACUAAAGCUUAAGGAAUUGGAGAAGAAGUUUGCUUACAAACCAAAACCAGUCGUUGUUGUGACGGAAAAGGACUAUGAUCGGGAUCCGACAGUAUUCAAGUGCUUGCAUCCAUACCACGUUUUCGCCCUCCGUUCUCGAUUGCAAAUAAUGCAGGAAAAAGACUGCAAUGAGGAUAGCUUCAAGAAGUUGUUGGAGAAGACAGUAAAAGUAAAAUUGUUAUGUGAUGAAGUAUACUGAAGCUCAAACUCUGCAGUUGAGGUUAUAUCUUAGACCAUCUGCAAGUUUCUGUUCAUCUUAGAUGUUAGAAUAUGUUAACAAGAUCAUGUGCAGUUUUCUUUUAUUUUUCCUUUUAACAUUUUCCAUAUGAUUUCAAUUAAGGAUCUUAGUUUGUGAGCCCCAAAUUUGACUGGAAUUUUUGUAGAACAGUUGGGUGAGGUGUAGAAUUAAGAGGCGUUCCACUUUUUUUCUUCUUA
Messenger RNA from Momordica charantia (bitter melon), 1521 nucleotides. RefSeq names its product tetraacyldisaccharide 4'-kinase family protein (gene LPXK). The record is from RefSeq and is a predicted model, not a curated record. Lineage: Eukaryota; Viridiplantae; Streptophyta; Magnoliopsida; Cucurbitales; Cucurbitaceae. Gene Ontology annotation, molecular function: ATP binding; lipid-A 4'-kinase activity. Gene Ontology annotation, biological process: lipid A biosynthetic process.